Messenger RNA from Colletotrichum navitas, 702 nucleotides. Its product is annotated as HHE domain-containing protein. Lineage: Eukaryota; Fungi; Ascomycota; Sordariomycetes; Glomerellales; Glomerellaceae. The transcript has 2 exons. Bases 1 to 702 code for a protein of 233 amino acids. The record is from RefSeq and is a predicted model, not a curated record.
AUGUUCCGCUCAUCUUUGGUGUUCCCAACUCUCAGCAAGGGGGUCCUGCGUCCCCCCGCCAAGCCGGCGACUUGCAGGCCACGCGUCCGCCAGCAGUUUUACUCCACGCCGCCUCUUCUGGGCCGCCUGACGGACGUCAUCAAAGAGGACCACCGCGAGCUCGGGGCGUACUGUAAGCACAUCCUCGAGGCCACCGACAUGGACGAGCAGGCGCGCUUCCAGAACCUCUUCAUCUGGGAGCUCGCCCGGCACGCCAUCAGCGAGGAGCUCGUCGUCUACCCGGUCCUAGAGAAGCAUCUCGCCGAUGGCAAGGUCCUCGCCGACAGGGACCGCGCGGAGCACCAGGCCGUCAAGGAGAAGCUCUACCAGUUCCAAAACCUCAGGCCCGAGGACUGGGACUUCGAGCCCGCGCUCAAUUCCCUGAUGGAAGACCUCCGGCGGCACGUCAGGACGGAGGAGGAGGACGACCUGGUACGGCUCGAGGAGGCCCUCGGCCACACCAGGUCCGAGUCCCUAGCGUGGAGCUUCGAGCGCACAAAGAUGUUUACGCCGACGCGGAGCCACCCGUCCGCGCCGAACAAGCCGCCGUUCGAGACGGUCGUCGGGCUGAUGGAGGCGCCGCUGGACAAACUUCGCGACUUGUUCGCCACGUUUCCGACGGAGGAGGAGAAGGCAAAGGCAAAGGCAAAGGCGGACUCCUGA